GUCCUGCAUCGAAGCUUCAGGACUAUUGAUAUUUAUCUCUGCAUGGAUUCUCUUAUGGCUUUGGUUCUUCCCAGAAACAUGUUACUGGUGGUGGUCCCUAUAUUCUUCUGGCUUUUGUGCAUUGAAAUGGAUUCUUGAACCAGAGCCAUGUGAACCUGGUCCACCUGUACCUCUCAUUGAAGACCUGUUAACAUCACCAGAGUAUGUUCAUUCUGAUACCCCUAUGGUAUGGUUACGACAUGCAUUAUCCCUGUCAGAUGAAGCCAUUAAAAGAGCUGCAUUGGCAACAAUUGGGCAACGAAACAACCCAAUGUGGCCGAUUGUAAGGAAAUACAGAAUAACAGCUUCCAACUUUGGUGCAGUUCUCAGUUCUAAGCAAAGGCGAUUGACAUUGUCACUGAAGAAACGGCUUAUGUCGGCUUACAAUCUGGAGUCCAUCAAGGCUGUUGCAUGGGGUAUCACUCAUGAAGAUGAUGCUUUGAGAAAGUAUGAAAAGGACUUUGAUGCAGCUGUAGAGCAGUCAGGGAUAUGGUUGCAUGAAUCCGGAGUGUUGGGAGCUUCACCUGAUGGCUUAGUUGUUUGACCACCAACAUGCAGUGUAUUUUAUCAAACUCCAGAAGCCAAAGACGCCAUUUCUGAUACUGUAGAGGUGAAGUGUCCAUACACAGCAUCGUCUUCAACAGUAGCAGAUGCAGCACAAAAUUUGAAGGAUUUUUUCAUAGGUCUUAAACAAGAUACCCUGUGCCUGAAAACCAGUCACCCAUACUAUCAUCAAAUUCAAGGCCAGCUACACAUAUGUAACAAAACAUGCUGCGACUUAAUUGUGUGGACAAGAGUAGACUGCAUUGUGAU
Messenger RNA from Saccostrea cuccullata (small rock oyster), 852 nucleotides. RefSeq lists its product as uncharacterized. The transcript has 5 exons. Lineage: Eukaryota; Metazoa; Mollusca; Bivalvia; Ostreida; Ostreidae. The record is from RefSeq and is a predicted model, not a curated record. The coding region runs from base 224 to 583 and encodes 119 amino acids.